AUGAGGUCGAAGACCGUGCCCGAGGACUCGCUGGAGCCAACAUGCCAUUUUGAGUUCUUCGACUGUCUCCUUGCGAGAAGUGAUGAGAAAGAGUUGGAGAAACAGCCACUUCCAUCUGGCGUGGAGCGAGAAAUGCGCAUCAUGUAUCAACAACCUCACCUGGUCCCGCCCAUGAAGCUCACCGUAUUUGAUGGGCUCCCUCCAACUCCCACACCUCCGCUCCCUUCACAAUUGUCGCAAUGGGUUUCCCAAGGCAAAGCCUCCCUCAGAUCAAGCCUUUCAAUGCGGAGACAUGCUUCGAAACCCAUAAUAUCUGGUCCUCAGCCACCAUUGCCUCUGGCGCAACAGCUUCCCCUCCGGCGAGCGGCACAGGAGUUCCGUCCGCUCGAGCUCAGCAUCUACAUGCCUAAUAACCGCCUGUCAGACCUACCAGCUUUUGAUCGGCUGAGUUUCACAGAGGGCGGUGAUAUCAAGCUCCCGCCGCGAGCAUUGGUGCGAACAAAGUCAGAAGAGUUCCUUCCACACAAGGUUUCUCUACUGCCUGCUCCUGUAAAGCCUGCCUCUAUGAUUGAACAACGCCGCAUGUCCCAUGCACGACCUGACACCUCGUCGACUGUCAUAUCGAUGUCUCGACCGCCUUCCGAGUACGAUGCUCUCCACUCCCAUCCUGUUUCGUGGUCAUCUUUCCCCGGCCUGCCUCCACAAAUCCACUUCCCUGGUGCUGGUGUCCGCUCAGAAGCAUCUGUGGCCAUCCUGACGCCAAUGCAAGAGGAGUUUAGCCCUCCGGCGACCUCGGUCACUAUCGGUGAUACUGUGCUCGACUUCCCCCGCGUCGUCGAGACUCCAGCAGAGCAACAAGACCAAGUGCCUCCCGAAGCUCCAGCACCACCGCCAAUUGUGCCUUCCGCACCAGCCAGGAACUUCUCCAAACCAGCCGAUAUGAACUCGCCUUCAGGCUACUUCCAUCCCAACUAUCAGACACAAAAGCGAAUUUCUCAGUGGCUCGCACACCGCAGUCAUUCUUCCUCCAUCAGCACCACUAAAUCAUCGUCCACGUCGUCCUCGUUCGCAGAGCAUCGCCGCAAGCGAACUCAAUUCUAUCAGCUCUCUGCGCCAGCCGCAGCACCACCCAAACCGUUGAAUCUCUGGCCGCGGCAACAUCACAGGACCAUGACGGAGUCCACCAUCGCCAGCACCAUCGACACUGACAUUCUCUCCUAUGGCAACCAAAGUCUGACAGACGCAACAAGUGUCACCACCACGACAGCUGGCGAAUGGCAAAGUCGAAGCGGCAUGGUUAAGAGUGUCUCCAAGGGAGGCGGGACUUUGAGACCCAUUGUCAGCGGUGUCCCUGAUGUACCACCAUGCUACGCAGAGAUCAUCAAGGACGCUGACGAUUUCAUCAUCAAAGAAAUUGGUGGACCCUUGAGAAGUCCGGGGGUGGGAGUUGCUUUCUGA
Fonsecaea multimorphosa CBS 102226 is the source of this 1458-nucleotide messenger RNA. RefSeq lists its product as uncharacterized. The record is from RefSeq and is a predicted model, not a curated record. Lineage: Eukaryota; Fungi; Ascomycota; Eurotiomycetes; Chaetothyriales; Herpotrichiellaceae. The transcript has 2 exons. Bases 1 to 1458 code for a protein of 485 amino acids.